This is a messenger RNA of Aureobasidium musti, 1027 nucleotides long. NCBI's taxonomy places the organism in Eukaryota, Fungi, Ascomycota, Dothideomycetes, Dothideales, Saccotheciaceae. The record is from the annotation of a GenBank genome assembly.
AAUGGCAACUCCCAACCCCCUAGCAGACCAAUCGUCGGACCCCACCNCCGUCUCGUCCAAGACAUACACAAUUGCUGGCGUGCUCACGACUGUCUACGGACUCGACGAGCUUGCCUCAUCAGCAAAAGAAGUUGCAGUAUUAUGGCUUCUCCACCCUCGACUUCAAGUACAGUCGAUCAUGGCGCCAAUCGCUGCAGCCUCGAUCCAUGACUGGAACGGUCGAUCUGCUUCCAAGUCCAAAGGCCUAAUUGCUGUAUCUNUUGACCAGCGCAACCAUGGUACACGAGAGGUCAAUCCGUUGGCCAAUGAGAGCUGGAAGAAGGGCAACCCGACACAUGCUCAGGACAUGUUCUCUGUCUUCCACGGAACUGCUCAAGACACCUCAAUGUUGAUCGACUUCCUCUCCUCGUAUAUCUUCCCAGACUCUUCAAGAACCAUCACCAAACAUCUCGCUCUUGGUAUUUCGCUUGGUGGUCAUUCGACGUGGCAAUGCGUCUUGCAUGAUCCUCGCAUCACCACUGCUGUUGUGGUCAUCGGUUGUCCAGACUACAAAUUCCUCAUGACUGAUCGUGCGAAGAAGUCAAAACUCUCAACAUGGACAGCUUCAGAAGGCAACGACUUCCUCGGCUCAACAGACUAUCCCAAAGGCCUUUGCGACGCCACCGACAAGUGGGAUCCAAAGUCUUUCCUUGUAGGCGACAAGCUGCAACCGACAGAAGAGCAGAAGAAGACACUACGAUCUCUGAUCAAGGAAAAGCUGGGAGGCAAGCACAUAUUGUGUCUUUCUGGUGGAAAGGAUAAGCUCGUACCCUAUACCUGCAGUGCGCCUUUCCUAGAUUGGCUAAAGAGCGGACUUGACAAGAAGGAAGGUUGGUUCAACGACCAAGGGAUUGUGCUUGAAGAUAUUGUCGACGAGACUGCUGGUCAUGAGUACAGUGCAAAGAUGAAGGUCGAAGCAGUUCGCUUCAUUUCUGAAAACCUCGCUGGCGAGGGCAGCUUGAAGACAGGCACAAGAACCUCCAAGAUA